AUGGACCCCUUCGCUGUUGUCAACCGACUCCAACAGGACAUCGAGGAUGAAAACAUCAAUCUCGAAGAGAUGAGUCAAGUCUAUCGCAAGCAUACACAGCAAGUCGAGGACACUAACGACUCGCCAAAACCCCUCAUUGAUCGCUUCUAUUUGCAAGGGGGCAACGUAUCUCUCACAACUAUGAUGAACCUCACGCUUUCUGAGUUCGAGUCAAUUUGGGCGGUUGUGGAAUCAUCCAUGGAGACGACGUGGACGCUUGGUUGUGGCCACAAAUCAACGACAUCCCCCAAGGACGCCUUGGACAUUGAGAUGAAGGCUCCAACGUUUGAGAAGAUGAUCCACGGUGUCAUUGGUGUGGUCGAGUCGGUGUUGUAG
Messenger RNA from Aphanomyces astaci, 375 nucleotides. RefSeq lists its product as hypothetical. The transcript has a single exon. Lineage: Eukaryota; Oomycota; Saprolegniomycetes; Saprolegniales; Verrucalvaceae. The record is from RefSeq and is a predicted model, not a curated record. Bases 1 to 375 code for a protein of 124 amino acids.